AUAUUUCCCCUCUGGAUCAGUAAGGCGGGGAAAGGUGUGUUUGGAGAGGAGACAGAGGGAUGCUUUGUCCCCUUCUCUCACAGGUCAGCUCUCCCAAUCUCCCCCAUUCCUCUCUCCUUCUCCCUAGACCCCACCUUCGCGCUCCCUCAUUCCCGGGCUCUCUCCAGGAGCUCACAUAGACCUUCUCCCUGGAAAGAUGCUAUCGCUUCUCUGUCGUUCCCUCCUGCUCGUCCUCGCUCAACAGUGCUUCAGCAGGGCUCAGAACAAUGGGCAGCUGCCGGCUCCUCGAGCCGGACAGUCCGCGGCUGAGAGGCGUCAGUUCUGCCAGUGGCCCUGCAGGUGUCGCCAGAGAGCUCAGUGCGCCCCGGGCGUCAGCGCCGUGCUGGACGGAUGUGGCUGCUGUAAGAGCUGUGCCAGGCAGAUUGGAGAGGCGUGCAAUGAGAGGGACGUUUGUGACCCACACAAGGGCAUGUACUGUGACUUCUCAGCAGACCAGCCGCGGUAUGAGGUCGGAGUGUGUGCAUACAUGAUGGCGGUGGGCUGUGAGCUGAAUGGGGUCCACUAUGAAAAUGGCGAAGCUUUCCAGCCCAGCCCCCUCUAUAAGUGCACAUGUAUUGCCGGUGCCAUUGGCUGCACCCCCGCUUUCAUUCAGAAGCCUGCCGGUCUCUUAGGCCCCGCCCCACUGAUGGGCACCAGGCCAGCUGGCCUCCACAGUAAACAGAGUCCAAAGAAGAAGCAGCUGCAGGACACGACCUACAUGUCAGCUUACAGGGAUCCUCCUUUAGCCUGGAAGAAGAACUGUCUGGUGCAGACGACGCCGUGGUCUCCCUGCUCCAAGUUGUGCGGCCUGGGAAUCUCAGUGCGCGUCAACAACGACAACAGCAAGUGUGAGAUGAGGAAAGACCGUCGCCUGUGCCUGUUGAGACCAUGUGACAAGAGUGUGCUUAAGGGCAUUAAGAUGCCAAAGGGAAAGACAUGCCGGCCCAAGUUCCAAGCAAAAAAAGCGGAGACGCUGACUCUCUCCGGCUGCACCAGCACCAAAAGGUUUAAGCCCACAUACUGCGGAGUGUGCACAGACAAGCGCUGCUGUGUGCCCAACAAAUCACACAUGAUCAAGGUUGAAUUCACUUGCAAGGGAGGCACCAGAACACAGUGGAAGAUGCAGUGGGUGACGUCCUGUGUGUGCCAGAGGAAGUGCAGCGAUCCAGGGGACAUGUUCUCUGACCUGCGGUUACUCUGAUGGACAAGUCCAGAGAAGCCCAGAGACAGUGGGUGGACUAAGAACUGGGAAAGACAACGUCUUCAGUCUUUAAGUUCUUCCCAAAGAGACUCAAGGCUGAAACUGAAACUAUCAACGUUUACAUUUCAUAAUGAAAGAUCUUUGUUUUUUUAAUGAUAUGAUUAUUAUGACCCUUGUCUUCAAGGACACAUACUGUAUGUGCAAUAAUAACAUGGACUACAGCCAGUGGAGCAGCUGUUACAGCACUUCUAACUCAUAACCUCAUGAUGCAAUGGCCUGGAAGCCUAAAAUAAGUUUUGAGUUUUGAUAUUUAAUCAGCCCAUGAUAUAGAUUAUUAGGAUGUAUAGCUUAUAAAGGUGUACACAAAAUA
Molecule: messenger RNA, 1610 nt
Organism: Solea solea (common sole)
Lineage: Eukaryota; Metazoa; Chordata; Actinopteri; Pleuronectiformes; Soleidae
Gene: ccn6
Product: cellular communication network factor 6
Exons: 5
Coding region: 197-1240 (347 amino acids)
Biological process (GO): signal transduction; cell adhesion
Cellular component (GO): extracellular matrix; extracellular region
Molecular function (GO): heparin binding; integrin binding
Source: RefSeq, a predicted model, not a curated record